Pimephales promelas (fathead minnow) is the source of this 3756-nucleotide messenger RNA. Lineage: Eukaryota; Metazoa; Chordata; Actinopteri; Cypriniformes; Leuciscidae. The record is from RefSeq and is a predicted model, not a curated record.
AGAGAAGCUACAAAAAUACAAUUGGAAAAUAUAUAGAUAAAUAAAACAUAAAAAGAAACAACUACUGGACAGGGAAAAUACAGAAUAACAUUACGGCUUUUAGAUAAUGCCUAAUAAAUGCAGCAUUUGUCGCUGGUAAAGGCUUUUAAGAAAUUUGAAACUAUUUGCCGUUUAAGCUUUUGGUUUGUUUUGGAUUGAGUUUUUUUAACCCCUCCCAGGAACAACAGUCUAUUAUUUCUUUAAACCACUUAACUUUCUUAAAAUGGUAUUGUGAGAGAUAAUAGAGGAUUAAAAAAAAAAAUUAUAUUUAUUGUAGCGCCGGCCAAUCAAAGAUCUCCCCCGCCCUCACCUGUGCAAAGCCACGCCCACAUGCAAACCCCAAGCGCAUAACAGCGCUGCAUUCUAUAUUCUCAAAACGUGCGAGCGGUUUAUUCGGACGUCAAUGUAAAGAUCAGAUGCCUCAGUGACCAAAUGCUGUCUGAAACGAGUUGUUGUUGCAUUUACAAGCCUGAAGUGAAAAGUAACUUUAUCCAUACUCCCUGGAACCUCAGGCUUCAUAUUUCUGCGAUAUAGCAUCUAAGAAUCGACAGUUUGAAUGUCCAGGUUGUGUUGCAGGUCUUUGUAUAGACUGAAAUGGAGAAGAAAGACUUGAAUGAGUGGCCCGAGGGCGAUUCACGGCCACCUUGCCUCUCUGCUUCCAAAUGUAUAACGUUAGCCGCAAUACUCAUUCUUCUCAUCAUUGGGGCUGCUGUGGGUUUUAUGACAGCCUACUUAAUACAAGAGGAACAUUAUUUCAUGGAGACAGUGGAAUUGCAAGGACUCGGUUAUGAUUCAGACCUGCUAGAUAAAACAUCAGGUUUCUCUGUAGUUCUGACCUCGACUCUGAAAACUAAAAUCAAGAAUAUCUUUACAGCCUCUGCAGUGGCAAAUCAUUUUACUGACUGUCAGAUAGUUGCCUAUGGGAAUAUCAACUCAAACGUGAUGGCCACUUUUCGUUUGGUCUUCCGGGUUUCUCAAGUCCAGGGCUACACGGAGCACUUCGUUCAAGACCUCCUUCGCACUGGAUUUAAGGCCAUGUUGAACGGGAAACCUAUCAUUGUCCCAGAAUACGGAGAGAUCAAUAGCAUCAUCCUUCUUGGGGCAAGUGGAAAGUCAUUCUAUGAGAUUGGCAAUGACAUAAGUAAAUGUCCUGAAAACACGUUCACUUGUGACAGUGGCGAAUGUAUCACAAAGCCAAAUCCAGAAUGCGACUUUAUAACCGACUGUGUUGAUGGUUCAGAUGAAGCCUUUUGCUCCUGUGGAACACGUCCCGCCAUGGCUAACCGUGUUGUGGGUGGUGAAAACACCCGUCACGGGGAGCUACCCUGGCAGGUCAGUCUCAGACUACGUGGCCGGCAUACAUGUGGUGCCUCCAUCGUCAACAAUCGCUGGCUUGUCAGUGCCGCUCAUUGUUUUGAAACAGAAAACAACCCAAAAGAUUGGACGGCUCUAGUGGGAGCCAAUCUAGUCAGUGGGGUGGAGGGAGAAGCCACCAUAGUAAACAUCAAGUCCCUGGUCGUCUCUCCGGUCUAUGAUCCCGUGACCACUGACAGUGAUGUGACCGUACUGGAGUUGGAAACGCCCUUGACGUUUAGUCAUUAUGUUCAGCCAAUCUGUAUCCCAUCAUCCUCUCACAUUUUCAGUCCCGGGCAGAACUGCAUCGUCUCUGGUUGGGGAGCUCUUACUCAGUACACCAGUGAGGUGCCUUCUACAUUACAGAAGGCAAUCGUGAAGAUCAUUGACUCCAAAGUCUGCAACAAGACAUCUGUAUACAGAGGUGCACUCACCCAAAAUAUGAUGUGUGCUGGUUUUCUUCAAGGAAAGGUGGACUCUUGUCAGGGAGACUCUGGGGGCCCUCUGGUAUGUGAGGUGGCCCCUGGGCGCUUUUUCCUCGCGGGCGUGGUGAGUUGGGGAGUGGGAUGUGCACAGAUCAACAAGCCUGGGGUUUAUUCCCGCGUCACCAAACUCCGCAACUGGAUUCUGGGCUACACCAAAAACACACCUACAGUCCAAGUCGCCCCCACUGACCCAAGUGUCACAACCACUGCGGUUCACCUUGUUAAAGCUAUGAACAGAUCCUCUGAGCUUGCUAGUGAUGUAAAUAAUCCUGCGUCUGGGAACUGCAGUGGUAAUUAUAACUGUGGCGGAGACAAGUGCAUCAGCAAGAUAAACCCAGAAUGUGACAGAGUCGUUGACUGCCCCAAUGCGGUUGAUGAGAAAAACUGUGACUGUGGGAGUCGUCCAGCCGUGGGACAAGGGAGGAUUAUCGGUGGCGUCUCUGCCCGUAGAGGUGAAUGGCCAUGGGUGGGCAGUCUGCAGUACCAACGCACUCACCGCUGUGGAGCUACGCUCAUCCACUGCAAAUGGCUCCUGACUGCUGCUCACUGCUUCAGAGGUGAGCUGAAUACUGCUGGUUGGGCAGUAAGUCUUGGGUCAGUCAUUUGGUCUGGAGUGGGAGCUCUGGUUAUUCCAGCGCAAAGGAUCAUCUCUCAUCCUGCUUUCAAUAGCAGCACCAUGGACUUUGACGUGGCAUUGGUGGAGCUCUCCAUCCCCGCCCCCAAGUCCUACACCAUCCAGACUGUGUGUUUGCCCUCUCCCUGGCAUAGUUUCAUCAAAACUGUGGAAUGCUACAUCAUUGGAUGGGGCGCUGUAAAGGAGGACGGUAUGAUAACCAAUUUGCUGCAAAAAGCACAGGUUAGUGUCUUUGAUCGGCGGGACUGCCAGCGAGCUUAUGGGGGCGGAUUUACCGACAACAUGAUGUGUGCUGGCUCUGUGGAGGGGAACAGGGACACAUGUUUGGGAGACUCAGGGGGCCCUCUGGUGUGCCGGGAACCCCAGGGCCGUUGGUUCCUGGCCGGGGUGACCAGCUGGGGUUACGGCUGUGGUCGAAUUGGCUUCCCCGGAGUUUACAUGCAGGUCACGUCAAUCAGAGAAUGGAUAUCUAUAUACCUCCCUUUUUAAAAAUAUGAUCCAGAAAUGUCCUCCACUAAUUGUCUCACAACUGAAGAUGCAUGAAACUCAAAAGGAUGACUUUCAAUCUACUGUCAAAAUAUUUAUUUUAUUUAACAUUGCAUUCUGGUGUACGAUGCACUAGCCCUUGAAAUGCGUUUAGGAAUAAAAACCAUAAGGUCUCCAUGAAAUCUGCAGAUUUGUAUGCAAUUCUGCCCUGAUUUUGGGGGGGAAAAGCUCCAAUUCAGCAGGUUGCAGAUCCCGUGUGGGCCUAAGCAUAACCAAAAUGGCUUAGGAAUAUGUACAAAUAAUGAUCAAUGAGAAGUGGUUGUCACUUCAGAUGGAAGACAAUCAAAUAUGGCAACAUUUGCUUGCCUUAAGUUUUCCCCCUUCUCAUUUCACCAGCAGAAUUUAUAUUCCUGUAAUGGAAAAUGUGGGAAUAAUAUCAGAAAAUAUGGGAAAUUUGAAACUUUGAAAUGUUUUGCAAGCACAUGGUCCCGUUGAACAUAAGUGUAUUCUUGUGUUACUAAGACUUCAGUACAAAACUCUGUGCCAUUAAACAUGAUUAUUUUCAACUGUUGUUCCGCCAUGGCAGUCCUUGACCAGGCUGUUGUGAAAAUGACGAAAUGAGAAAGCAAAAUCUAAGUUCAUGUACUUGAUUAGUAUUAGUGUUUCAGGCCUAAUUUGUACAAAUGGUGCUACAUCUCUUAUUCUGAUAUUUCAUCAUUGCAACAAAAACAUCAAUAAAAUCUGACUGACUUGAUGGUA